Molecule: messenger RNA, 1576 nt
Organism: Ziziphus jujuba (common jujube)
Lineage: Eukaryota; Viridiplantae; Streptophyta; Magnoliopsida; Rosales; Rhamnaceae
Product: 24-methylenesterol C-methyltransferase 2
Exons: 1
Coding region: 326-1414 (362 amino acids)
Biological process (GO): steroid biosynthetic process
Molecular function (GO): S-adenosylmethionine-dependent methyltransferase activity
Source: RefSeq, a predicted model, not a curated record
AUUUUUCCUACUCACAUCAAUAUAUUUACUUUCUUGCCCCUCAAGUAAGUUCAGUCGGCUCAGACAAGGUUUUGCUGGAGUUGAAUGUUAUCUAGACCGAAAUAUUAUUAUAUGUAUAUAGAAUUUUGAUAUAUAUUAUAUUUCAAAUAGCCGAAUUCCUCUUUUACUUUUCCUAUUUGAUAACUACAAAACCGAAUUCCUUUUACUUUUUCCUAUUGGAUAACUACAAUCACGUAAAAACUUUUGACCAGAUAACAGUUUCAGUGCUCUCACCUAGCAUCUCUCUCUUCGACACUCUCAUAGGCACUCUUAUCAUCGUCUUCCAAUGGAUUCUUACACUCUGUUUUUCACGGCUUCACUCAUCGGAGUCGGACUCUACUGGUUCCUAUUCGUCCUCGGCUCAGCCGAACAGAAAGGGAAGCACGCCGUGCAUCUCUCGAGCGGCUCCAUCUCGGCUGAAAAAGUCCUCGACAAUUACAACCAGUACUCCUCCUUCUUCCGCCGUCCCAAGGAGAUCCUCGAAACAGCCGAAGACAAAGUCCCCGCCUUCGUCGACACCUUCUACAACCUAGUCACCGAUAUUUAUGAAUGGGGCUGGGGCCAAUCCUUUCACUUCUCCCCCUCUAUCCCCGGCAAAUCGCACCGCGAAGCCACCCGCCUCCACGAAGAGAUGGUCGUCGAUCUUCUGGGAUCCAAACCAGGGGAUCGAGUCCUCGAUGCCGGUUGCGGUGUCGGUGGGCCAAUGCGGGCCAUCGCGGCCCACUCCGGCGCGAAUGUGGUCGGUAUCACUAUCAACGAGUAUCAAGUAAAAAGGGCUCGAAUCCACAACAAGAAAGCCGGUCUCGAUGGCCUCUGCCAGGUCAUCACAGGGAACUUUCUGAGCAUGCCGUUCGACAACGACAGCUUCGACGCGGCGUAUUCGAUAGAGGCCACUUGCCACGCUCCUAAGCUGGAGGAGGUAUAUGCUGAAAUCUUUAGGGUUUUGGAGCCUGGAGGGAUGUACGUGUCGUACGAAUGGGUUACGACGGAGUUGUAUGACAAUGGAGAUGCGGAUCAUGUAGAGAUCGUACAGGGAAUAGAGAGAGGAGAUGCAUUGCCUGGCCUCAGAAGCUACCGAGACAUCGCGGAGAUCGCGAGGAAAGUUGGGUUCGAGGUGGUGAAGGAGAAGGACUUGGCAAAGCCUCCGGCGAAGCCCUGGUGGUCGAGGUUGAAGAUGGGGAAGGUGGCAUAUUGGAGGAACCACAUUUUGGUAAGUGUAUUGUCUUGGAUUGGAAUUGCACCGCAAGGAACAGUGGAUGUGCAUGAAAUGCUAUGCAAGACUGCUGUAUAUCUGACUGAAGGUGGAGAGACUGAGAUUUUCACUCCCAUGUAUAUGAUUCUUUGCAGAAAACCUGAGUCCGUGAAAUCUUCUUAGAUCGCGUGUUGAUUUUUUUUUUUUUUUCUUUUUUUGUCUGAUUUAUUCUAUGUGGGUUUUUGAGUUCGGUGUUUGUUUUGUUUAGGUUUUCUUAAAUUCAUGGAUUUUUUCAUUGAGAUAUAUAUAAAUAUUUAUUUGUGGUUCUUUCACUUGGCUUUUGAA